GCCGGGCUAAGUACUGCGCAUGCGCCGGGCGGCCAGAGGGCUCCCUCCCGACUAGCUGCAUGUCCGGUUUGCGGGCGCUUCUGGGGCUCGGGCUGCUGGUUGCAGGCUCGCGCCUGUCGCGCGUCAGAGUCCAGGCCGGCUCCUGUCGCGCAGGACCCACCUGGUGGGUGUCGCAGCGGCUGAUCUCGGGUGGCCCCGGGGACUCAGAAGUCAUGGCGAGUUCAGCAGUGAAGUAUCUGAGCCAGGAGGAGGCCCAAGCCGUGGACCAGGAGCUGUUUAAUGAGUACCAGUUCAGCGUGGACCAACUUAUGGAGCUGGCCGGUCUGAGCUGUGCCACAGCCAUUGCCAAGGCAUAUCCCCCCACGUCCCUGUCCAGGAGCCCCCCUACCGUCCUGGUCAUCUGUGGCCCUGGGAAUAAUGGAGGAGAUGGGCUGGUCUGUGCUCGACACCUCAAACUCUUUGGCUACCAGCCAACCAUCUAUUACCCUAAAAGGCCUAACAAGCCACUUUUCACUGCACUGGUGACGCAGUGCCAGAAAAUGGACAUCCCCUUCCUUGGUGAAAUGCCCCCAGAGCCGAUGCUGAUUGAUGAACUGUAUGAGCUGGUGGUGGAUGCCAUCUUUGGCUUCAGCUUCACGGGUGAGGUUCGGGAGCCAUUCCGCAGCAUCCUGAGCGUUCUGAAUGGACUCACUGUGCCCAUUGCCAGCAUCGACAUUCCCUCAGGAUGGGACGUGGAGAAGGGAAGCUCUGGAGGGAUCCAGCCAGACUUGCUCAUCUCCCUGACAGCACCCAAAAAGUCUGCAACCCAGUUUACUGGUCGUUACCACUACCUGGGGGGUCGCUUCGUGCCACCUGCUCUGGAAAAGAAGUACCAGCUGAACCUCCCACCCUACCCUGACACUGAAUGUGUCUAUCGUCUGCAGUGAGAGAAGGCCUGGAGCAGCAACUCAUCGGUCAGACUGUCGGAGAGGGGUGGGAAUCCGGAAUUACAAAUGGAUCUGGUGGAAAGGCUUGAUCCCUCCUCCCCUCUAAAACAUUCACCAAUGAGCUCCUAUUCAGGACCUGGAAGUGCCAAAGAUUAGUACAACAGUUCCACCCCCCAAGAAGACCACAGUCAAGCACUAUACUGGUCCUUUCUUCUGAGAUUUGAAGGCAUCUCCUCCCAUGUGCCCCAGCACUAGAAAGAAGUCUCACACAUUUGGAGGCUUGGGCUCCUGGCUGUCGUCAUCACUGCAGCUUUCCCAGUCCUUGUCUGGCUUCUCCCCACUUGAAGUCAGUGUGGCUGUCUAGAAGGAGGAAUCACGGGGAUGGACAAGGCCCACUCAAUACCACCAUCAUCCCACUUCCCUUCUGGAAACCACCCCCAACCACCAUCUCAAAUAGCCGGAGGCACAAAUCUGUCAGCCCCCAACAUCACUCCUUACAGAUCUCCACAGAGGUGUGCCAACCUGCAUAUGUCAACUUGGGCAGGAAGUGGGCUGCAGUUGGGAAUGGGUGGGGCAGGGGCAGUCCUGGCUCCCUGGCCCACAACCAGCUAGCUAGUGGGCAGAACAAGAAGGGAGGGACAAGGGCUUGGGUCAUCAGGUCUUCACUGUGGGACAAGUGCCCCCUGGUGGUCAUCUCAUGGUUCUAGUAACAGACAAUAAAGAUGGUUCUUUUCACAA
Dama dama (fallow deer) is the source of this 1664-nucleotide messenger RNA. RefSeq names its product NAD(P)HX epimerase (gene NAXE). The transcript is spliced from 7 exons. NCBI's taxonomy places the organism in Eukaryota, Metazoa, Chordata, Mammalia, Artiodactyla, Cervidae. The record is from RefSeq and is a predicted model, not a curated record. Gene Ontology annotation, cellular component: mitochondrion. Gene Ontology annotation, molecular function: NAD(P)HX epimerase activity. Bases 60 to 926 code for a protein of 288 amino acids.